Messenger RNA from Moneuplotes crassus, 1004 nucleotides. The record is from the annotation of a GenBank genome assembly. Lineage: Eukaryota; Ciliophora; Spirotrichea; Euplotida; Euplotidae.
AUGGAACCUGAAGAUAGCAAAAAGAUAACCCAGAUCAUCCAGAAAACAACAUGCACAUUCUUCUGAUGAUUUAAAGUUAAAAACCCAACUCCCAAGCCAAAAAAUCAAUACGAAACAAUAGUCAAAAAGAAGAAAAAUAAACGUACUUCAGCUUUAAGACACCUCCCCAAGCUAAAGAUCUCAGACCUAAGUCAACCAAAAGGCCAGGAAGAGGUCAAAUUACCCCCAAAAAUGCCACCUCUCUCCUUAAAAUAAGUCGUCCCAGAAUGCUCUUAAUACACCGUAUGAGGGUGACUAUACGCCUGGAUAUACCCCAAUGAAGUGAUCAACCCAGAACAUAUUUUCUUUUAAGGACAAAGAAUAUCAGAAACAACAAGAAGCCAAUAUGAAAGUAUACAAGCAGUUCUUUAAACCUUCAGAAUCGAGGAAUUCAGACGAAAGCUCCUUUUACUAUGAAGGAACUGAUCCUUUGAGAGAAACAGCAAAAUUAAAAGGAGAAGAUAACCCGUUCCUGGUGACAUCACUCCUAAACACGCCUUCUAAGAACCAGGACUGCCUUCCAAAGAUCACCGAUAGAUCUGAAGCAGCGCCUACUAAAACACAUGAUUUGAUCAAUGAUGCUGAGAAUUGUAUUAAGAAACUAGACAAUUUAUUUGAAAAACAAAGCAUAUCCGUCUUCGCAGAGGACUCAGUUUCAGAUGCGACUAAAAGUAAAUCUGAUCGCGCACGCAAGAAAGUAAAACGCAAUAUCAAAAAGAAAAACAGAAAGAGAAAAGAAAAUAAACCUAAAAAGGAAGAGGAAACUGAGGAAAAGAAGCCUGAACCUUCCUAUAACUUCAAUUUCUGGAAACAUCAGGCAUUUGCACCUGCUGGGGGAAGUGCUGGUAGUGACAACCAUCAGGAAAUGAUAAAAAACUAUAAACCAGCUUCAAAGAAAGAAAGUGAUGAGAGCUUCGAUAUGUAUGAUAGUUUUGCUAUCAACAUCCUCGACAACAAACCCUAAG